Molecule: messenger RNA, 357 nt
Organism: Gloeophyllum trabeum ATCC 11539
Lineage: Eukaryota; Fungi; Basidiomycota; Agaricomycetes; Gloeophyllales; Gloeophyllaceae
Exons: 3
Coding region: 1-357 (118 amino acids)
Source: RefSeq, a predicted model, not a curated record
AUGGCUCCAGCUGGGCCGACAAGCUCGCCCUUUAGUUUCGGUAGUGAAGACACUGCGUCCAGCAGCAGUUGGUGGGGCAAAAUAUGGAAGGCGAAAGAGCUCCCUGGGGCCAGCGAGACAAUUAGCGUCAAGCUGACAUACGUGCCGCGGUCGGGGCCCAUGGAUGAGUACAUCCGCGCGACGUAUACUUGUUCUGGCAUGGAGAAACUCGUCUGCCGACGAACCGUUUCGCCGACGAGGUCGGGAAGCUCGUGCUCGGAUCGUUCCAUUCGCGAGAACGAGGGCAUCCGGGCUCCCCGGAACUCGACGGACAUCAACCAUGAUCCAUUUCUGCGGGCCAUGCGCUACGAGAAGUGA